Messenger RNA from Cucurbita pepo subsp. pepo (vegetable marrow), 643 nucleotides. Lineage: Eukaryota; Viridiplantae; Streptophyta; Magnoliopsida; Cucurbitales; Cucurbitaceae. The record is from RefSeq and is a predicted model, not a curated record.
UUGAACAGUUCAUGACAUGCCUGUAGGAAUAGGUUUAUUUUAAAAGAAAAAUAAGUCCAAUACAAUGGAGGUUAAUGGGACUUCUGGUGACUAUAUGUGGCAGCAACAUUGUGGUGGGCAUGGUAAGGGAUGCUUGGAGCAGCUACAUGAUGGUUGGCAUGGUGGGCAUGGUAAGGGAUGCUUGGAGCAGCUACAUGAUUGUUGGCAUGGUGGGCAUGGUAAGGGAUGCUUGGAGCAGCUACAUGCUUGUUGGCAUGGUGGACAUGGUAAGGGAUGCUUGGAGCAGCUACAUGAUGGUUGGCAUGGUGAGGGAUGCUUGGAGCAGCUACGUGAUGGUGGGCAUGGUGAGGGAUGCUUGGAGCAGCUACAUGAUGGUGGGCAUGGUGAGGGNCGUGCAACACCAACAUUUUGGGCUCUAAAUGGGUGUUUAACACUAAAUAUUUGCUCAAUGGAUCUGUUGAGCAUUUCAAGACUCGUCUGGUUGCCAAAGGUUAUACUCAGAUUUCUUGUCUCAAUUACACUUGCACUUUCAGUCCUAUUGUUAAAGCUACUACUAUCGACGGCCGUUGUGACACCUUCAACCUUUCUUACCCAAUUUAGCAUUUCUACAACACCGAGGCUACCAAGGUACAAGCCUUCUUAG